UCCAGUGUCCAAGUCCUGACACCACCAAAUUCAAAAGGGACUAUACACAGCACUACAGCCAUGGAUCUCCAGUGUUAAUGCUGUUUUCCAGCCAAGGAUGACUUGGCUUUGCAGUCAGGAGAUGUUGCCAGGAUGCCUCCUGCCAAACUAGUUGGGCAGCUUUGAGAGAAAUGCUGUUAGCACAUUGCUAGAUAUAGGUUUCCUGGUCUUCUGCAGGAAACUGCGUGAUGACAUUUGCAUGAAAUUACAAUGUGCAGCCUUUAUCAACAAUUGGCUAGAGACUGAACUUUCCCACAAGAGAGUGGAAGAAAUUUAUAAUAGAGUACACACAGGAAGGUGCUCCAGAGCUCAGCUGUUGUGUUCUUCAUUUAACCUCUUUGGGCAAGAAGUCAGCUGUGGGCUUCACAAUGGGUUCCAUUUCUAGACUGAUUACUGAGUUUUGCCUUGAUCUCUACGAUAAAGUCAACAGAACAGCAGAAGGCCAAAACAUAAUUUUUUCUCCAGUGAGCAUCUCUACUUCACUUGGCCUGAUCCUUCUAGGGGCACGAAACAACACUGCCACUCAGAUAGAAAAUGCUCUCCAUGUCAACAACGCUGCAGGAACAACAAGCCUUGAAUCUGAGCUUGAAGGUGCAACCCCAGAAAACAAGUCUGAACUAAGCCGGGAAAGAAAGUCUUCUCUCUCUCUGUGUAACACAGAUGGGAAUCUUAACCACGAAGCAUUCCAUGCACUGCUUUUACAACUACAAAACCUCAGCAGUGACUACGUUUUAAGCCUGGCUAACAGUCUCUUUAUCCAGCAAGGAUUUGAACCGCAUCAGACAUACCUAAUGUGCAUUAAGGAACUAUACAGAGCAGCCCUUGAAACAGUGGACUUUCAAAGGGCUCUUGAAGCAAGCAGGCUAAAAAUUAAUGAUUGGGUUGAAAGUGAGACGCAAGGUAAAAUCAAGGAACUUUUUGCUCCAGGAGUGAUUGAUUCACAUGCUGUUUUGGUGCUGGUGAAUGUAAUCUACUUCAAAGCAUCCUGGGAACACAAAUUUGAAGGAAAAAAUACAGUACAGAGAGAUUUUAAACUGAAUCAGAAUGAGAGCAAGCCUGUGCAGAUGAUGUAUCAGAAAGGCACGUUUAAAUUAGGCUAUAUUGAGGAGCUGGAAACUCAGGUGCUUGAACUCCCUUAUGCUCAGAAGUUGCUGAGCAUGAUAAUCCUGCUGCCAGGAGACACAGCAGAUGGAUCUACCAGUGGGCUGGAGCAGAUUGAAAGCACAAUGACCUAUGAAAAUUUAAUGCUGUGGUUCUCUUCAGAACAUAUGUUUGAGGCAAUGGUGGAGGUGUACUUGCCCCGAUUCAAGCUUGAAGGCACCUUUAACCUCAAUGAUGUAUUAAAAGCAAUGGGAAUGACUGACAUCUUCACUGAAUCAAAAGCUGAUCUUUCUGCGUUGUCAUCUGAGAAAUCUCUGGUGUUGUCAAACAUUGUCCACAAGGCUUACGUGGAAGUCAAUGAGGAGGGCACCACAGCAGCAGCUGCUACAGGAGCAACCAUUGUGAGGAGGUCUCUUCCUCUCAUAGAGGUGUUUAUGGCUGACCAUCCUUUCUUAUUCUUUAUUAGGCACAAUCCCACCAAUACCAUUCUUUUCUUUGGUAAAUUCUGCUCACCUUAAACUUGGGCCAUCUUCCAGCAUUGUGAGGAAAACCAGGAUGAAAACCAGAAAUACUAUUUUUUCUCCUUAUGCAUUCUUAAUCCUACAAAAGAUUGUAGACCAAAAUAAUCAUUGCAACCAGUUUAGCUUAGAACCAUCAAUUGGAUGCUCUACUGUUAUGCUCCUUGAAUGGCAAAUAUUGAUCUGAAUCCAAAAUAGGAGUAAGCUUUCCCUUAACCUCACUGGAUACCAAGAACAUUUUGUUUCCUCAAGGCCUACAUAUGCUCCUGUAUAGACUACAGUUCUCCAGAAUAGCCAUGUAACGUAGUACACUAUUUGCCUGGCAAAGGUGGAAUUUGUAUGCUGCUACCUGAGGAGAACUGUUUGUAACAACUUUCAGUAAGUGCCAGUAAAACCAGAGCAUUUAUAUUUUCUAUGUAGUUUUUGAUUCCCAGCCAAGUGGGUCUUGAUUAGCAGAGAGGGGCUUUGGAGGUGCUUUAUACUGCUACAGUCACAACCAAGUAGGAAAUACUUAUUUACAGCAAAUACACAUAUUUACACCAAAUCAUAUAUUUACUGACAACUGUACCAUUUUUUCCCCCAUGAUGUAUGCUGGCUUUAUCCCUGUGCUAUAUAAAAAGGUUAUGCUAGAAGCAGCUUUGGUUUCAUUUAUUUAUUUAGAUAUAAGCCUGCAUCUGAAGUACCACCUCAUCAAUUGGAAGAUAGAUGGAAUAUGACAUGUACUCCUUUCACGAGCACUAGAUCUUUUUCACAUGAAUUUUUGUUAGGAGCUCUGUAUUUUUUAUAGUGACAACAGUAGGAACACUCAGCGAAAGGACAAGGUUAUGCCUCAUGGACACAUCUAGUAAGAGAGCUAAUUAUGACAGCAAUUGAGUAUGUGGGAAAACAAGAUUUUGACUUUCUUUUUACAGGACUUUUUAACAUUCUUUUUUGAAAAUAAAUCCACCCUUAAAGAAUCACAACAUGGUUGAUGCUGCAGGGGACCUCCGGAGGACAUUUUGUUCAACACUCCUGUUCAGGCAGGGCUACCUACAGCACAUUGCCCAGGAGCAUGCCCAGAGGGCUUUUGAGAAUCUCCAAGCAUGGAGACUUCACAACCUAGACAAUCUUUUCCAAGUUCCCACAAUUUCAAAUGACACCAAAGAGAAUUUUGCAUGCACACUGUCUACAGGAAUAGGAUGUAGAAACACACAUUUCUAA
Molecule: messenger RNA, 2858 nt
Organism: Numida meleagris (helmeted guineafowl)
Lineage: Eukaryota; Metazoa; Chordata; Aves; Galliformes; Numididae
Product: serpin B12-like
Exons: 8
Coding region: 408-1658 (416 amino acids)
Biological process (GO): negative regulation of endopeptidase activity
Molecular function (GO): serine-type endopeptidase inhibitor activity
Source: RefSeq, a predicted model, not a curated record